Molecule: messenger RNA, 2110 nt
Organism: Rana temporaria (common frog)
Lineage: Eukaryota; Metazoa; Chordata; Amphibia; Anura; Ranidae
Gene: PRR5L
Product: proline rich 5 like
Exons: 9
Coding region: 394-1488 (364 amino acids)
Biological process (GO): TORC2 signaling
Cellular component (GO): TORC2 complex
Source: RefSeq, a predicted model, not a curated record
GUGGAGAGCACAGGCUCAGGGGUGGAGAACAUCAGACAAGCAAAAGAGCUGAGCUCUCCUAAGUGUGAGAUUCCUGCAGGAGGCUGAUGGACAGUGGAGCCCCCCUUUGGGCUGGCUAAUCCAUCUGCUCAGCAAGGGGGCACCAGGGGCCACUGCAUCUGCCCAGCAAGGGGGCACCAGGGGCCACUGCAUCUGCUCAGCAAGGUGGCACCAGGGGCCACUGCAUCUGCUCAGGGAGAGAGCACCAGGGGCCACUGCAUCUGCUCAGGGAGAGAGCACCAGGGGCCACUGCAUCUAUAGCUGUUCUGGAAACAUCCUUCCCGCUGCUGCUUUAUCAGGCCGCCCUCGGCAGGAUCAGCUACGCCUGUUUUUUUUCUUCACCCUGUUGCCCGCAUGACCGGGAGUCAAACCCUUCUGCCGUACUUUGCGGUGCAGCUCAACAAGAUGGGCUCAUUCCGGCGUCCCAGGCCGCGGUUCAUGAGCUCCCCGGCUCUCAGCGACUUGUCGCGGUUCUACGCCAACCGCCAGGUCCUGCAGCUCAACUCCAGCGUCCUGUGGAACAGUGUGCAGAACGCCGUCAUCAACGUGUUCAAAGGAGGGGGCCUGCAAGCCAACGAACUCUACACCCUGAACGAGAACGUCAGACAGUUGCUGAAAAGCGAGCUGGGCUCAUUUAUCACCGACUAUUUUCAGAAUCAGCUGCUCUCAAAGGGUCUGGCCUUCAUGGAGGAGAAAAUCAAGCUGUAUGAAGGUGAAAACCGUGUCAUGAUUUUAGCAGAAUUAUGGGACCACUUCUUCAUGGAAAUCCUGCCAACGCUGCAAGCAAUAUUUUAUCCCGUUCAGGGCCAGGAGCUCACGAUCCGUCAAAUUGCGCUGCUCGGUUUUAGGGACUUGGUCUUAUUAAAGGUGUACCUGGACAAAACACUACCUCUGAUGCAGUCCCCGAUCCCACCGCCCAUCCUGCAGAUGCUGCUGGUCCUUCAGGGUAUCCACGAGCCGUCUGGCCCCAAUGAAGGCUACCUGAAGUUGGAGGAACUGUUGAAGAUGGUGGUAUCACCAUACUUGGUGGCGUACGCGGACAGAAGCUACAGCCAUACGAACACCUCCUGUAUACUGGAUCAUCGCUUCCCCAAGUGUCACAUGAGGUCGGAUCCAAUGUCCUAUAACUCUCACGUUGGCGCCUCACUUUCUAUCGAACGCUCCUUGUCCCCCCUGACGGAACAGGAAGGCGAGGCGUACCUGGAGAGAUGCGGCAGCAUUCGGAGGCACACAGUCGCCAACGGUCACACAGACAUCCAGCUCCUGGCUAUGGCUUCCAUCAUGCACCCCCGAUCGGAGGACACCGAGCUCUCGGACCCAUGUCUGCUCCUUCAACCCAACUUCACCCAGCGACAUUUCAGCAGCGAACCAAACAUUGCGGACAGUCCAACAGAACUGAGUAGCUCUCUGCAAGACGGGUCCGAACACAGCUGUACGACCCCCAGCUGACCCUUGACCCCCGUCUUGAUUACCAGGACACCAGUCUCAGCAAUAACACAUAUCAAGCUACUUGAAAUAAGGACCAGAAACUGGAUUUUAGCAGCUGGAAUCCCAUUUUAGGAGUCUUUUCACAGUCUGGCACACUGGUCGGUGGAAAGUCAAGAUUGCACUGUUAAGGAACUGCCCAGCAAAACCGAUUCAUUUCUAGUUGUGGAUAGAGUGGGAAAGGGUUAGAACCUCUGUUGGGGUUUAAUUGCCGUGCAAGACUAGUGGGGAAAAAAACUGGCCCAUCGAUUUUAACUUGUCAGAUUAAUCAAAAUAUGACUGGGCACAGGGGCCCUGGUGAGGCUGAAUACUACAAAACGGGAUUCCUCGUAAGGAGAGGAUAUUUGUCAGCACACCACAGAUCUUCAGAUUACGUCCAAACUUUUUUUUUUGAAGAACAAUCGCGUCACAAACGGCAAAGUGCAACAUUUCAGAGCAGCGCGUUACCCCUUCAUCAGGUAUGUGAUGUCAUUACAUGCCUGACGAAGUCAUCACAUUCGUCAACAAAGGGAAAAAGGUUCUAACCCUUCAUCAGAUGCCUGACCUUUCAUCACAUGCCUGACCCUUCUAAAAGUUUCUACCCCCC